Molecule: messenger RNA, 2798 nt
Organism: Malania oleifera
Lineage: Eukaryota; Viridiplantae; Streptophyta; Magnoliopsida; Santalales; Ximeniaceae
Product: SCARECROW-LIKE protein 7
Exons: 1
Coding region: 456-2273 (605 amino acids)
Biological process (GO): regulation of DNA-templated transcription
Cellular component (GO): nucleus
Molecular function (GO): DNA-binding transcription factor activity; sequence-specific DNA binding
Source: RefSeq, a predicted model, not a curated record
CUGAGGAUAGGAGUAGGCUCUCUCUAUGAAGGAUAGGUCUGCGUCCGCAAAUGGUAGGGAUGGGCUAAGCCCAGUUACUUUUCUUUGUUUUUGGGGCUUAAGGUUUCCAAAAUUUCGAAUAAUUUUCCACUAUUACCCCCCCUCUUUUUAUCAUUAUUAAAAAAAUAUAUUUAUUAAUUAUAUUUUUUUGUAAAAUAAAUGUGGAACCCGCAGUUCAUUUUUGGAACUUUAAAACUAUUCUGGGGUGGAGCUUUCUUUAUUUAAAGCCGUUCAUACAUAAUCACUCCCCCCCUCUCUUUCUCUCUCCUCUGAGUGUUGUCGCCUGCAGUUCUCUCUCUCUCUCUCUCUGCUGUAUCUAUUCUUCUGUACACAGCGAAGCCUCCUCCCUGUCUCUCUCUGCUCAAACUGCCUAGGGUAAUGUGAGUGGCGUUUUUCCGGCGAAAUUUGGCCGGAGAAUGGCAUAUAUGUGCGCCGACAGCGGAAACCUAAUGGCAAUAGCUCAGCAAGUCAUCAAGCAGAAGCAACAGCAGGAGCAGCAGCAACAGCAGCAACAGCAGCAGCUUAUGGGUUUCAAUUCCUUCCCACUUAAUCCAUGGACCAGCGCCCACCAGAGCAUCUCUACCACUCAGUCUCUGGGUUACGGCCUUACGGGUACGGGUUUUUCCGAUCCGUUUCAAGUAGCGGGGCCGCCGGAGGCGGGGGAGCCGGGGUUUCAGUUCCCCCACUUGGACCAGCACUCCACUGGGUUUAGGUUCUCCGAUUACGGCAACGAGUUCGACUCGGACGAGUGGAUGGAGAGCUUGAUGGGCGGCGGAGAUUCCACGGAGAGCUCCAACCUGCCCUCCGGCUGCGACGCGUGGCAGAACAGUCCGGAUUUCGGCCUCUACGGCACCGAUCCGUUUGCCCCUUGCCCGGGUCGACUCAACGUGGGUGCUCCCCCGGGCUCGGAUCUUAACCGAGUCAUAUUCUCUGACAACGCCGAGAAGAGCACUACUAACUCGCUUCCAGCAACGCCUCAGGUCCAGCCGUGGGUUCCGUCUCCGCCGCCCCCUCCGCCGCUUCCGGCGGUUGUAAAAGACGCAAAGCCGGCCAAUCCUCCACCAUCACCACCACCCAGAAGCGACGUAGCCGGUGUCUCCUCCAAUUCACCGGAGGCUGACUCUGCGCCGCAGUCACUAAGAGCCCUUCUUGAUUGCGCCCGGCUCGCGGAGUCCGAACCCGAUCGAGCCGUAAAAUCGUUGAUUCGACUCCGGGAAUCGGUGUCCGAACACGGAGAUCCGAGCGAAAGAGUUGGAUUUUACUUCUGUGAAGCUCUGUACGGCAGGGUUUCUCUGCAAAGCCCAACUGUUUUCGGGACCUCUUCUCAGGAGUUUAUUCUUUCUUACAAAGCUCUGAACGAUGCUUGCCCUUACUCCAAAUUUGCCCAUUUAACGGCGAACCAAGCUAUACUCGAAGCAACCGAGAAGGCGGCGAAGAUUCACAUAGUCGAUUUCGGAAUCGUUCAGGGGGUUCAAUGGGCGGCUCUUCUUCAAGCUCUCGCCACCCGACCCGAUGGAAAGCCCGCAAGGAUUCGGAUCUCCGGCAUUCCGGCGCCAGCUCUUGGGUUGUCCCCUUCGGCGUCCUUGCUCGCCACGGGCAAUCGUCUCCGGGAGUUUGCGGAGCUCCUAGGGCUAGAUUUCGAAUUCGAACCGAUUCUGACGCCAAUCCAGGAGCUUCACAGUUCGAGUUUUCGGGUCGACCCGGACGAGGUUCUGGCCGUGAACUUUAUGCUCCAGUUGUUUAACCUGCUCGACGAAACGCCCGUCGCCGUUGAAACCGCUCUCAAAUUGGCCAAGUCGCUAAACCCGAGAAUCGUCACUCUUGGCGAGUACGAAGCGAGCUUGAACAGGGUCGGGUAUCUGGACCGGUUCAGUACCGCAUUGAGGUACUACUCUGCUGUGUUCGAGUCGCUGGAUCCCAACUUGGACAGAGACUCGCCGGAGAGACUCCAAGUGGAAAGACUGCUUCUCGGCCGGCGAAUCGCCGGCGUUAUUGGGCCGGAGGAGCCAGGGAUCAGACGAGAAAGAAUGGAGGACAAGGAACAGUGGAAAAUUCUAAUGGAGAGUUCCGGUUACGAGUCUGUAGCCCUCAGCCAUUACGCAAUGAGCCAAGCUAAGAUACUUCUCUGGAACUACAAUUACAGCGAUUCAUUCUCUCUAUUGGAGUCUCCGCCCGGGUUUCUGUCUCUGGCGUGGAAGGAUGUCCCGCUUCUCACAGUUUCUUCAUGGCGUUGACGGUUAGUACCCUCCAAUUUAAUGGCGGCUUCGAUCCACCUGGUCAUUUUUCUCUGGUGUGGAACGACUUGUGAGAAAUUAAAUUAAAUACGCCAUUGAUGGUCUUCUUGCGAGCUUCUCGAUCAGAUGUGGAACCCACCUAGCAGCUAGUCUGGUUCGUCAAUUAGAAGGUUGCAGCUAGUACUCAGCCAUUGCAGUUAAGGAUUAAAAGCAGCUCAUUAUAGAUGUUUUGAAGCUUUUGAACAAACAGCAGCGUAUGAAUUUUCAGUUUUGAUCUUAGUUGGUGUUUCUUUUCAUCUUUUCUUCUUUCUCUUUGUGAAACUUUCGUUUGGUUAGAAUGUGGAGGGGGCUUUAGUUACAGGCUCGAGACCGGACUGAAACAAAAUUGUGAAGAAAAAUAGGAGGGGGGGUAAAUGAAAAUUGAAGAAGAAAAUGUAUGUCAUUCUCUUAAAUAUUUGUAGUUCUCUGUAUAUAAGUCUAAAUCUCUAAUCCAAGUUCAGCUUCAUCUCUUUCCCCUUGCAAAAA